Molecule: messenger RNA, 4698 nt
Organism: Mya arenaria
Lineage: Eukaryota; Metazoa; Mollusca; Bivalvia; Myida; Myidae
Product: serine/threonine-protein kinase ULK4-like
Exons: 32
Coding region: 168-4046 (1292 amino acids)
Biological process (GO): protein phosphorylation
Molecular function (GO): ATP binding; protein kinase activity
Source: RefSeq, a predicted model, not a curated record
AAAACACGCGGCUUACUUAGAUUUAGAACAAAGUGUAAACAUUCCUUAGUUUUUGAAACACAGUCCUUAUUUGUGUGCUUUCACUUGAAAAUGAACGCUUAGCGAAGUUUCAUUUGGCUUAAAAGACCCAAAACUUAGCCUGUCACCUGUGGUUUUAAGAUACUCAAAUGGAGAAUUUUGUGUUGUAUGAAGAGUUGGGAAGGGGAGACCACUCCAUUAUCUAUAAGGGACGGAGAAAGGGCACUAUCAACUUUGUGGCAAUCCACUGUAUUGAGAAAUGCAAAAGACCGGAGGUUACUAACACGGUACGCAUGACCCAUGAUAUCCAGCACCUUAAUGUUGUCAAGUUCUAUGAAUGGUACGAGACGAGUAACCAUCUGUGGCUGGUCGUGGAGCUGUGCACCGGAGGUAGUCUGGAAUACCUCAUAACCCAGGAUAAAAAUGUGCCAGAAAGCUCUGUGCGGACAUUCGGUAUAGACCUUGUUACGGGGCUUCAUUAUAUACACUCCCUCGGGAUACUGUUUUGUGAUCUGCGACCUUCCAAGAUUCUGCUAGAUGGCCCAGGAAUUCUGAAGUAUGCAGAUUUUGGGCUUGCGAAAGUGGAAGGGGAAAACCUAGAAGAACUUUUCCAGAAGUUUGCGGACGCUGGGGAAACCUGGAACACGGAGUCCGACUUCGCAGAUAAAAGAUCCAGGACAGCAGGUCACACCAAUUACAGCGCCCCAGAGGUUCUGCAGGGUGGAGAAAUAUCCAUCCUCAGUGAUUUAUGGUCCCUUGGCUGUACCAUGUACGAAAUGUUCACAGGCCACCCGCCAUUCCUUGCCGAGUCUUACCCCCAGCUUGUCGACAAGAUAGUUAAUAAGGAGUUCCCUCCCCCUAAAGUCAAAGGUACAAGGUUUUCAUCUAAACCCUCUCCAGAUUUUUUGAGCUUGAUAGAAGGGCUGUUACAGAAGGACCCAGACAAAAGGCUGGGAUGGCCGGGACUCGUUACACAUACUUUCUGGCAGGGAAAACUAGCUCACCUAGCCAAGGAUUUGGUUAUGUCGCAAGAUGUCCAGGGCAGCAUGGCUACCACAGCUAGAAGCAGUGUGUUUGUGGAUGGGACGGGCUCGGUGUUGGGGAAGGUGAAGAAUGUUGAACUCACAGACCGACCCACGACCACUCAGCAGCCUCACGAUGAAAGUCUUUCAAGACCAGGCACUGCAGGUGGUGACUUUCUUCGCCCAAAGACAGCACCAAGUGAUGAUGGCGGGGCUAGUCUCUUCACACUGAGUGCAAGGCCCCAUACUGCUGUACCGCCAGAUGACAGUCUACGAGUGAACUCCCCUUACAAGCAACACGCCUCCCCACUUUCGACCCGGGAGCCAGUGGGAAUAGGAAAGGACACAUCAGAACUCCUGCAGACCAAGAAUGAGAUACUGAACCUUGUUUACCACCCGUCAGAUUUCUCAAUGUCACCUAUUGUGGAUAACCCUAAGGUCCAGAGACCACCCACAGCUAAAUACGACGCCAAGACCUUGCCAGUGAAUCCGAUAUCUCCGGAGAAAUUCUCCUCGCUGCCAGAGAAGGACCAGACAAGGCAUCUGAAGGCUCUGCUGGACAACAUCAGUACAUCAGAGAAAGGGCCGCCUUCACAGAAAAGAAUUCAGGUGUACCAUUACAUGGCCGCCCUGUGUAAUUGUAAGGAGGCCGCCACCUACCUGGCCAACAACAACGCCUUCAGUGUCCUGACCAAACAGCUGAAGGAAGUCACUCAUGCCGAAGUGCGUGUAAAGAUUGCCCGGGUUAUUGGGCUGAUGGCAAACAACACAACUACACUGGAUGAAUCUACCAAAGUAUCGGAGGCAUUGACAAUAAUAACGGAGGUGUUUCGCGAGAAUCUCAAGAACACAAGGGUAAAACAAGGCCUCCUGCCCGCCAUGGGGGAACUCGUGUACCUGGUGGCUUCACAGGAGGAGAAGCAGUUGUCCGCUAUCGAGAACUGGAACAUACCGUCCAUGACGUUUGCUGUCAUCUCCCGGAGCUGUAGAGAUGGGGAGGAUGCCUUAAUACACCACAUAGCGGCAAAGAUAGUUGAGAACGUUGCCACGACAACUGGUCAGGUGACCCAGAAAUUGGUAACCACGGAGAUGGCUCAGUCGCUAUGGUACAUCUUCAAACAUUCCUCACUAGAUGCACUGAGGAUCACUUCAUUGUCAGCCUUGCACAGGAUCACCAAACACAACCCGGCAGUUUUCCAAUCCGUCAUAGACACGGUUGGGUUGUCUACCUUACUUUCUGCAUUGUCAUUUGGAAUCAGCAGAAUCCAGCAGUCCAUUGUUACGAUGUUUGCUACACUGAUUGUCUCAGGAUCGGCUGUGAACAGGCUUACACAGGAUAGGGACUUCCUGCAGAAGAUUUUGCGGCUGUUGGAAAGUCCGUCCACAGUUAUAAGGGGAAAGGCCUUUAUUGUGAUUCAUGAAAUGGCAAGAAACAACCAUGAUGUCCUGCUCCAAAGUUGCCAACUUAGGCUUGUUAUGUACCUAGAGCGGGAUUGUCGACGCCAGACACCGAGGGACACAAAAACUGACCCUGGCGAGAUUGAAUACUUGAAUCAGUGUCUGGAUCUGCUAAUAUCGUACAUAUGUGACGCGGUUCCACGAGUUAUGGACGACAUUUUGGGGGCCCUUGAUGCAGUAGCGGGACGGAAACACCCAAACAACGUACAGGCCAAGCAGUUGAAGCUGGCAUUGCCACUCGUCCAUAUAUUUCUGCAUCUGGUGACAAGCCAGGUAUUCCGUCCACGUAUAGUUAAUGAAGGAUUUAUUAAAAGCCUGGGAAAACUACUGACCCAUGUGAAGAAAAUUGAAAAUGGUGAAACCAACAUCGAUUCCACUAAUGGUGUGAUCACAUCGUCAGAGUUUGUGAACACGGUAAUGUCCGUGGUGGAAGGCAUUACCCAGCAUCCCACACUGCUUAUGGAACAGGGCAUUGUCGUCAUGGAAAACAUUCUACCCACACUUGCAGAGUUGGUUGUUAGCCAAAAUGGGGACACGAGGGUUUUAUCUUUGAGCCUGUUCUCAGAGAUGGCGACUGUGUUCCUCACCCAAGACGCUGUCGCCACUACUGCCAAGAUUGACACCAAGAAACUGCACGCAAUCAUUGGGGAGAAACUGUUUCCACAUUAUGAACAGAUCCUACUGGACCAAGAUCCUCUGCCCUUCUACGGUCUCAAACUGCUGCUCGCCCUUCUGGAAUCGAAUGGCGGCUUCAUUAAGCAGUUCCAACAGCUGGGCCUCGUCUCCGUCAUCUUCCAAGUUCUUCUGGAUCAUCAAAACAAUCCACUAAGUAGCGCCAUGCAGAGUAUAGCCGGCAUUCUAAACUGUCUGGUCGGACAUAAGGAAACUAACAUGAAAGAAUUGUACGAACAAGGCCUUAUAGACUACUUCACGACCAUCUUCUUUGAGGUUUCCGCAGCGUGUUUUGAGGGUGAAGAAAACACGGGGGUUGACAGCAAAGUGGUUCUCUCCAUGUUACAAACCUUGCUGGAGACGCUGCAUGGACUGCUAAAGUAUGUGUCUGACUUUGUGAGGAAGGCUCUACAGGUCGGUCAGCAGGCCAAGAAGGCAGGAGGGGAGGGAUCCAGCAAGGAAACAGAAGAUGCCGAACACCUACUGUUACAGAACAAGGCCCUCACAGACCUGACCAGUCUCCUAACACAAUUGUUAACCCAUGAAGACGCGGAUAUUCAAGACCCGGCGUGUAAAUGUCUAUCCCUGCUGGUACAGCUGUUUGGUGGUGAACAUAAGGAGGCUUUGAACCCAGAAAACAUGGAUUUCUACAGUAAGGCUUUGAAGAAGGCUGAUGCAAAGAAACAGAAAGUCUUGUUGAGGAUUAUUAAAAGAUUGGUGAGUACGGACAAGACGCACAGAGAGUCCAUGAGAGCCCAUGGUGAAUUGUUGGCCAACACCAUUAAGAAUCUUGUCAAAACUGCAAGUUCCCACGCAGACGUGUCACUCUCAUCCCUGGCAGCGGAAAUACUGAAAAUGACUGGCCACCUCAAAUGAUGGAAUAUCUUCCAUAUAUAUUUAUCUAUACUAGUACUGUUGUGACAUUGUCUUGAAUUAAAUAUAUGCUUGCUAUUUUCACAAGAUAUCUGUACCAUUGUUGUUGUCAACUUGUCAGAGUAUAAUAUGCUGCAAGUGAAUUGUAUAAAACUGGUUAAGUCUUUGGUUAGGUUAAAGUUGGCCAAAAUAUUUGUUGAUUCAUGGUCAAUAUUUAUCCAAAAAUCAAUGUUAACCAAUGAAAUCAUUUAAAUAUGCAACCUAGCCUGAAGAUAACCUGUGGGCAACUUAUCCAUGUGUUAUACAAUUGGCCGGUUGUAGAGGAACAUGAAGGAUAGCUGUUCAUGUUCUAUUUAUGAAAAUUGUUGUGUUGGUUGUAAUGUUCUAUCAAAUUUACAUUUUACUGCAAUGAUCCUCUGAUGAGGCACAAUAUUUAGAAAAAAAAUGUCAGAUUAAGAUUUUUCUUUCAAGUUGUAAUGUUUUCUGUAAAAGUUAUGUUUACUGUAUGUUGUUUAAUAUUCUUUUAUUUGCAAUGUUAAAGGCAUAUAUAUGAUGGAAACACAACUUUCAUGAUAUAUUUAAAUAAAUGUAUACAUGCUACUUUGUUCCUGAGUUAGUGAUAGAUGUGCUAAGAAUUUUGUCUAAUAAAGUAUGA